AUGUCCAACGGACGUAAUCUUAUUUUCAAUUUUAUACGAAAAAAUCCUCUUCCAGUCACAUCGAUAGUUCAUCUUGGAGCUUAUGAUGCCUUUCGAAUGAUUAUUGAUCACACAAAGCCGUCAGUGGAACUGAAAAAACUGCUCGAAGGAAUCGAUAUGAACAAAAAUGGUAUCAUCGAAGCUUACGAAGUAGCCACAAAUCUCGAUGGAUUCUCCGAAGAGCUAGAAAAUCUUGUCUUAGCGAUGCUCGCAAAAGUGGAAAUAUCCAUGAACAACAUGACCUUUCCCGACUUUCUAAUUCUUCUUUGCCAGAGAAGAUUUGAUGAUUGGGAUGGAGUGGCGAUAAAUCCCAUUCGAGAGCUAUUUAUUGACUACGAUAAAAACUCAAAUGAAACGAUUGAGAAUUCAGAACUGCUGUAUUGGCUUCAAAACCACGGUAAAAUGAUCACUGAGGAUCAAGCACGAAGAAUGCUUAGUCAAAUAGACUCCAAUCGUGAUGGAAUUGUUACUUACCACGACUUCGUCGCCUUAUUAGCUGCUAGAGUUCUUACUUUGAUAAUGAAUAAACAACUAUGA
Oikopleura dioica is the source of this 576-nucleotide messenger RNA. The record is from the annotation of a GenBank genome assembly. NCBI's taxonomy places the organism in Eukaryota, Metazoa, Chordata, Appendicularia, Copelata, Oikopleuridae.